This is a messenger RNA of Kogia breviceps (pygmy sperm whale), 789 nucleotides long. It is a transcript of the gene CINP, whose product is annotated as cyclin dependent kinase 2 interacting protein. Lineage: Eukaryota; Metazoa; Chordata; Mammalia; Artiodactyla; Physeteridae. The record is from RefSeq and is a predicted model, not a curated record.
GACUUCCGGCGUGCGUGGGCGGGGCUCCAGAUCUCUUUCCCGGGAUCUCUGCGACCAGCAUGGAAGCAAAGACUCUUGGAAGUGCAACGCCCAGAAAACCUGUCUUAUCUGUCAGUGCAAGGAAAAUUAAGGACAAUGCAGCCGAUUGGCAUAAUUUAAUCCUGAAAUGGGAAACCCUCAAUGAUGGAGGUUUUGCUACCGCAAAUAACAUUGCCAACCUGAAAAUCAGUUUAUUGAGCAAAGACGCGAUAGGACUAGAGAGCAGCAGCCUGGCUUCUGAUGAGAACGCAGAAAAGGAGCAUCCAAACUACAGCAGGGAGCUCGAGACGCUGUGCGAGGGGCUGCAGACCACCCUGGACGCUCUGACCAAAAUACAGAUGAAAAUGGAAAAGCUGUCUUCCACUACCAAGGGGAUUUGUGAACUAGAAGAUUACCAUUACAGGGAGGAGAGAAAACGGCCCCUCCUGUUCCACACGUGGCCCACAGCCUAUUUUUACGAGGUCUCCCGCAAGCUCUCCGACAUGUACGGCCGGGAGCUCCGCCUGAAGCGCACUGUCGUGGAGCAGCUGGCGCACACGGCCGACCGUGACCUGGCCCUGAGCUACCUGUCCAUGUGGCUGCACCAGCCCUACGUGGAGGGCGACAGCAGGCUGCUUCUGGAAAGCAUGCUGCUUGAAACCGGGCACCGAGCGCUGUGACCUCCCAGCGUGGCUCCGCGCUCCUCCAGAGGGCUCUGGACCUCAGCUUCUGCAGCUCCCAGGGCGGACGGCCUUUCGGGUGGGCCCUGGG